Molecule: messenger RNA, 3036 nt
Organism: Cladophialophora psammophila CBS 110553
Lineage: Eukaryota; Fungi; Ascomycota; Eurotiomycetes; Chaetothyriales; Herpotrichiellaceae
Exons: 2
Coding region: 1-3036 (1011 amino acids)
Source: RefSeq, a predicted model, not a curated record
AUGGAGGAGCGCCAGGGCUCAGGCGGUGACUUUCACUUCAACCAGACCCGUGGUGGGCGAUGGCAGGUGGCCAAUGUCAUCAACAACUAUCCCAGCCCAGCAGGCCACAGGAGCACGACUCAUGAGGAGCUCCUCGAGCGUCUCGAAUACACCAACCGAACAGCCCGCGAGAGACAGCUUGGAGAUACGAAACACCGAGACGCGACUCUAAGAUGGGUCUGGUCAUCCCCAUUCGCAACGUGGCUGUCCAACCCUGACCGGAUUUUCUGGAUCCAUGGCAAGCCAGGCAGUGGCAAAUCCACUCUUGCGUCCUAUCUGGCCCAUGCAGACGAUACGAAGGAGUUACUUUCACUUCAUACGGGGACAAACUACACUCUGAUCUAUUUCUUCUUCGAUUUUCGCCAGGAGGACAAGAUUCCCAAUUCUUUCCAUGGUCUCCUUCUUUCAUUGUUGUAUCAGCUGGAGCGAGAUUUGAAGGUGAUGCAGACUUACAUUGAGAAGUCAGAAUGGAAAACUGUGAAGGAAUGUCAUCUGUGGCCGACGUCAGAGCUCCAACGCAUUCUACAAGCCGGCUUAUCUGCUUGUGCGGAUAAGUCAUUGCCGCUGUGCAUCUUUGUAGACGGCCUGGACGAGUACAAUGGAGACAUGCUGGAGCUGUCAAAGUUUCUCAAGGGUAUAAGUGCGCUUGGCCAGACAAAGCUUUGCUUGUCGAGUCGACUCCAUCCAAUCUUGAACGGGCUGUUCUCAGGCCUGCCGGCGCUGUCGAUGACUGACUGGAACAACAAAAGCCUUAGACAAUUCACGGCAGCUAUCCUUCGAGAGCUGCCAGUUUUGGAGUCAUCCCCGGAGAGCCUGCAACGUAUCUCGAUGGCUGUUGUAGAAAAGGCAGAAGGCGUCUUUCUCUGGGCAAGCUACGCUGUGAAAGAGCUGACUCGCUUGUGGUUCAAAGGUUAUAGUACUGUCGACGAACUUCUCAAGGGACUCAAGGAACUACCCCAAGAUCUCGAAGAUCUCUGGUCCAGGAUGUUAUCGAGCAUGGAACCUGCAGAUCGAGAGCAAACCGGUGUUGUGCUUCAACUCGUCUGCUUCUCUGCACGGACGCUCAAACUCGAAGAUCUUCUGGCUGCUCUACGCCAUGCGCUCCCUACACAACAGAACCGGUUUCAAGUUUUGUGUAAAGAUCGACAACUUUCCCCACUCAUUGCCCUCAACAUCAUCACGAUGGGCCUCGUGGAGCUCGUUGAACCUGAAGAUGAAGAUACUCUCUAUCGAGCUGGCAGUCUGAGUCAUAGCAGGAGGAAGAUGCAAAAUAUGUUUUCUCAAGCUCGCCGACAAGCCCGGAGGGCCGCUGCGACGAUGAGAAAGACCUCAGAAAACCAGGAGAAUAACAUCGCAGCAAGUGCCGAUGUGGGGUUUGGAAUCUCUGUUGAUGAUUUCGUACUUGCUCAUAUGCGCGAUCGUUUACGGGUUUCGCCUCCAUCAUCUUCCCCAGAUCAAGGAAGUCCAACCAGUGGUGUAGCAUUGCCGGCGCAACCCCCCAAAGACGAUUCCGAGGAGAGUUACACAUCUGAGCAGUCGGAAGAUACAGAAGGUGAUCUUCAUGGUUUUGGGCAAAGAUCAAGACCUUCAUAUCACCGUCAACGGCUAUUACCUCGUAUCCGCGUGAGGAGGCCGAUCAGUAUGGUCGGGCCAACCAUCGCGCCAUGGGCGAAUCAACCGUCAGAAGUGCUUGAGGACGACUCUGAUGGAGAUGAAGAACCAGUGGAAGUCCCUUUCGAAGAGCGAGAAGUCAAACUCGUGCACAAGACAGUGCGGACGUACCUCGAAGCCAAGGGCUGGGCACAGCUGAGCACCUCUCCAUUUCAACCCGAAGCUAUCUGGCUGAAAGUCUGCAUUGCAACUGUUCUGGAGGAUGGCCACAUGGCCAGGCACGUGAAACUUUAUCGCAAUCGGGCAAGGCUAGACUGGAAGGGACACUGUAGCUCACUCCUGACCGAAUCGAAAUCAGAGAAUUGUUACUGGCAUUACAGACGCAAGUCGCCGAAAAGUGACGAUUCGACAGAUGCUAGAGACGGAGUGAGCGUCCAAGACAUUCUGUAUUACGCUAGGUGUCUCGAACAGAACAGGAACAUAUCGUCUUGGCCGCUUCUGAACCAGGUCUUAUGCCCGGAGUUCCUGUCUCUGCACGGAUAUGGCUACGGGAGCGAGAGCUGUGGGAGCGUGGGAGUUAACGCCAGCAAUCUGCCGGACUCGAUCGUAGGCCUACUUGUUCUUUACGGCCUCAGAUUAUAUUUGAAAGACGCAUUCCGUGCUGGACAAACAAAGGAGCAAGCGAGAGUCACACCUGGACCAGCAGGUCGCGCUGAGCCGGUCUUUGCCACCAAUCUUAGCUCGAAAGGUGCAGCAGUGACCGAGCCUGGGCUUCGAAAAGACCUUCUGUAUGCAGCGAUUGGUUUCGCAGCCAGGCACACUACAGGAAUGCCAGGCAACCUACCCAAUGACGGCUCUGACGUCAGUUUGAUUGAGAGCGUUUUGGACAUUGACGACAGCAUACAUGAUUCAGACAUCAUUCAUGCCAUGCAGGGCGCAUCUGCUAAGGUGGUGGAAGUCCUCCUUAAUGCCCUGCCUCCGGAUCGGACAACCUUCUCGUACCACGACUUCACGAGUAUCGAAAAAGGUGAGGCAAAUCGAGCUAAACCCAGCAGAGGUGCGUGGGUGUGUCGGUUUGAUCCCAGGGAGCCAGUCGGCGCACUGUGGAUUGCUGCCAGAGAGUCCCAGUGCGACACAGAAGCGAAAUUCGACCUAUUACUCGAUCGGGAAGAGGCCAUCGAUGCUUGCUGGGGGAGGAACGGCACUGCCAUGCAUGCAAACUUUUUUCGCGAUCAACAUCUAGUGCCUGGCUCCUUUCACGACGGGAAGCCAGGUGACCAAGUGUUCCGUGUAAAACGCAUGCUCUUGGCUCGAGGGUCUAAAGUGAAGUUGGAUCUGGAUUUUUGGAGAUUUGUCAAAAUGGUUCAGGAGGCCGCUACCAAGUGA